AUGUCAAACCUUUUCUACGCCUACGCCAAAAAUAUCAAUGACGACUGGUCGUAUCGCUACCUCAUCGUCUUCGCCACCCGCGCCGUCGCCGAUGAAUGGUGGCGUGCUGUUUCUACCUCCACCAACCUCUUGUACAGCAACAGCAUCGUCCGGGUUACCCCUCAGUUCUACACACAUGACCCUUCUCGUGCUGUUAUUGCCUACUCAAUCACUGAUCCAUCUGUGGCAAAGCAAUUCUUGGGCAAGGUCAUCUUCACGCUUCUAAACGACCGCGACGGAAGGGUCUUCCCAGUGAUCGAGUCCGGCCCCGAGCCAAUUACGGAUUAUAUCAGUAACACCUGGUUCUACAUUCGCUCCAAAGUCGACAAGUCGAUCUAUUGGUACCGCAACGACCAGGAUAUCGUCGUUGCGUCCCGCACUAACAGUACCCGAUUCCUAAUCCGGAACACCAAUCAUGCCUUUGACGGAAAGGUGAUGAUCAACAGCGACGAUAUCACCAUCUCCCUCGCCGCUGGGAAGCUCUCCCUCAGUGUCGCCGACGAAGGAAACUUGCAAGCCAUGAGGAAGGCCGAAACUUUCAAGUUUGGAGAUUUCGUUGAUGGCUACAGCAUCAAUGGGUGUGGGUGGAUUAGUGUAGAUGAAUUACCACGCACGGCGAUUGUGAAGGUGAACGACAAUAGUGGAGAGGCUUGGGAAUUGGUUAUGAACGGGAGGGUUUAUGACAUUGUUCCUCCUCCCCCUAAAUGA
Messenger RNA from Marasmius oreades (fairy-ring Marasmius), 747 nucleotides. RefSeq lists its product as uncharacterized. NCBI's taxonomy places the organism in Eukaryota, Fungi, Basidiomycota, Agaricomycetes, Agaricales, Marasmiaceae. Bases 1 to 747 code for a protein of 248 amino acids. The transcript has 3 exons. The record is from RefSeq and is a predicted model, not a curated record.